AUGUGCGUGCACAGAUCCGGCGCAUUCCUGGAGCGGAACCGCCUGGCGCUGCGGGUGCCUAUCAACCUGACCAAGUUCGAGAUCCGGGAGUACCUGCGCAAGCUCUACGGAGCGCAGGUGAUCAAGGUGAACACGCUAAUUAAGGUGCCGCGGAUAAAGCGUGACCUGACUAGUAGGAAGCCGAAAUACUAUCGCAAUGGGCCUAUGUACAAGAAGGCAAUCGUAACACUGGAGCACUCUGUGCCUGACGAAGUCAAGAUGCUGGGCCGUGAUUUUGAGUUGGGUGUCAACCCCGCAAUAACAAAGAAGAACGUGCAUUACGGCAAAAAGAAGGACUACAGUUACCUCCCGGAUCGCAGUCAGGAUCCGCUGACGGGCGAGAUCCCGUACGGCUGGCGCCUGCCGAUCGCCAACCUUCUAGCAGACGACGACUGGGAGAUGCACCCGGAGCUUCGUGGCGAGUCCGACCACCUACGCAUGAGUCCUGAUCCGACCGAGCCACAUGUACACGGCGGAGCCUACACCGGGACAAAAAAACCGGAAAUUGUGCCAGAACAGACCUAUACUAUGGUAAACCUCACACCCUGGCGGCGGAAGCUUCAGCGCCAGGACGCGGCUGACAAAGACGCCAUCGGUCCGGCGACACCGACGCCGUGGCGGUUUCCGAAGGAACACUAG
This is a messenger RNA of Babesia ovata, 678 nucleotides long. RefSeq names its product mitochondrial ribosomal L23. Bases 1 to 678 code for a protein of 225 amino acids. Gene Ontology annotation, molecular function: structural constituent of ribosome. The transcript has 3 exons. Gene Ontology annotation, cellular component: ribosome; mitochondrial large ribosomal subunit. Lineage: Eukaryota; Apicomplexa; Aconoidasida; Piroplasmida; Babesiidae. Gene Ontology annotation, biological process: mitochondrial translation. The record is from RefSeq and is a predicted model, not a curated record.